CAGACAUGAGUGUUUUGCCUGGCUUACUACAUAGAAGGAAGUUCGUAGAAAAAUCCCCGAAUAACGGGAAGUGAAUCCGAAAUACACCCCCUAUAGAAGACGAGGAACCCCCUCCAGGGUAUGGCAGCACAAGUUCCGGUGUAGUUCUAGGCGGGAAAAAGUCAUGACGGCCCACAAGUGUGGUGGUGAUGAAUGAAGUCAGCCUUGUUCAGUGAAGUGGGGUGAGGACUGUUUGAUGGAGCGGCAGCUUCGCACUUGUUCCAGUCGGAAAGUGAACCAACCCUGGUUGUUGGAAGUGACAUGAAGCCAGGAGGGAGGGGGGCUGGAUAUGAGUCAGUGGGAAUGGCGGGUCAGAGCACAGGUCAAACUGCACCAGGAACAAACCCUCAAGUUCACAGGCAACAGGAGGAAAUGACGGAAGGCUGGGACGUUCUCUGGGACUCCCCCCUAGAGUCCAAGUACGAGUGCCCCAUCUGUCUCAUGGGCCUGAGGGAGCCGGUGCAGACCAACUGUGGUCAUCGCUUCUGCAGAUACUGCAUCCUCAAAUCCAUCAGGCAAGAUAUUUGCCCCAGGUUUCCCAUAGAAAACUCCCUUUUCACAGGGGACCAGAUUUUCCGGGAAAAUUUUGCCAAACGAGAGAUUUUCCCCCUGAGAGUGAGGUUUUCGAAUAAGGGCUCCAAGGAGGGGAUGGAACUUUCCUUUCUGGAGACCCAUUUGAGCACCUGCAACUUUGCAUUUGUGGAAUGUCCGCUCGAGUGCGGCGACACCUUCUGGAGAAAAGACAUCCCCGACCACCUCAAGAACGACUGUCCAAGACGUCUGGUCAAGUGUCUACACUGCUUCAAGGAGAUACCGUUUGAUCAUCAGGAGAUCCACCUAGAAGAAUGUCCCACUGUUGUGCGCCCCUGUGAGUUUUGCCAACAAGAGCUAACAAAUGAACAGAUGAAGCGUCACAUUGCGAAUGAAUGUCCCAGAGCCCUGGUGCUGUGUAUGUUUAGUACAGUAGGCUGCAAUGUUGAGAAGAUGGAAAGACGUAACCUCGCCGAACAUUUACAAGAAUUCACGCAGGUCCAUCUAAGACUUCUUCUAAACGGUCUACAGACUCUUAAAGAUGCUCAGAUCCAUCGUGCAGGUAACCAUUCCGAUCCGCACUCUCUUCCCGCGAGAAUGACAGAGGUUCCGUACGACCCCAGACGUCAUCUUCCGCUGUUGCACGAGCAGCAGACACUCUUCCUUCCCCCUGGACAGGCUGCAGUCACCACUCAGGGUUCGCACGGGCCAUUUGGCUCAGAGGUGCCUCAUGCCGUAGAUCAGCAUAGCGGUGGUGACGGCAUCACAAGACUUAGCCACAGCAUGCAGCAAAUGGUCAUGUCUCCUGGGCCCUUCCAGCCCAGGCUAGGCGAGACCACCUGGACAUCUACUGAGGAGCGCGAGCAUUACGCAGAACAGGUCAUUCCCGUGACUCGUGUUAGUCCGUAUCCGGCUGUGACGAGUCCAUAUACGGCAGCCGCUGCCUUGGGUGCGCACGCGUACGCACACAUGGAGGGCAGCAGCGGCUACAGGACAGACGGCUCGUCUGUAAGCUCCCCUUCGCGAGACAGCGGCGCUCCUUCUCAAGACAGUGGCGCUCCGAGGUCUGAAGACGGUUCCAUGGCAGAUGCACGAGCGCUUCGAACAAAGGUACACACCCAGGAGACCAGAAUCGUUGAGCAGCAGCACUACAUCAGAGAGCUGGAGCUGAAGCUUGGGUCCCUCCAGGAGAAAUACUUCGAACUGGAAGAGAAGACAAAAGAAAAGAUGUGCAACGGCACAUAUAUCUGGAGGAUAAAAGAGUACUCGAAAUUGCGACAACAGGCAAUUAACGGAGAGGCAACUGUGAGACACAGUUUAGGUUUUUAUACAAGUUACUAUGGAUAUAAGUUGUGCGUGAGAGUGAACCUUAACGGUGUGGAUUCCGCACACGGUACACACAUUUCUCUUUUCAUUCAUUUUAUGAUGGGUGACAAUGACGACAUAUUGGAAUGGCCGUUCCAAGGAAAAAUCACCCUAUCAAUCCUAGACCAGAACAGUAAUCCUAACCAGCAAGCCAAACACAUCACAGAGACACUUGUAGCAAAGCCGAGCUACGCGGCGUUUCAACGUCCGACGACGCUACGGAACCACAAGGGUUUCGGUUACAUGGAAUUUGCCCUCCUUCGCAGUUUAGAGAGUGGUCAGUACAUAAAGAACGACACCCUUAUCAUCAGAUGUACGGUACAGCCUCAAUAGUGAUGCAGAAUAACAUGUCGUGCUUUAGGUUUCACUACAUCGCAUGGAAAGGUCAAAGUUCAAAGGUCACCGGUAACUAACGAAAAUGAGAAAGUAAUGGGGUAUGUCGAAUUUGUCACACAGGUGCCUGAAAACCUUAGAUGUGUCUGUUCCAUUGUGAACCAACUUCAAGACUGGUGAAGUAAUUACUCUGAAAAUGCUUGAAAAAGGGACCCGACAAAAAACAGAAAGAGAGAGAACUACCUGUCAAAGUUACAAAUGAAUAAAGAAAGAUCUUCAUGCGUUUCGUUGUAGAUGAAAAACAUGUUCGGUUUCACAAGGACAGCUUACUGAAGUGUCGAGUGAG
Messenger RNA from Branchiostoma floridae (Florida lancelet), 2614 nucleotides. Its product is annotated as TNF receptor-associated factor 6-B-like. The transcript has 9 exons. Gene Ontology annotation, cellular component: plasma membrane signaling receptor complex. The record is from RefSeq and is a predicted model, not a curated record. The coding region runs from base 301 to 2268 and encodes 655 amino acids. Lineage: Eukaryota; Metazoa; Chordata; Leptocardii; Amphioxiformes; Branchiostomatidae. Gene Ontology annotation, biological process: tumor necrosis factor-mediated signaling pathway; protein K63-linked ubiquitination; regulation of canonical NF-kappaB signal transduction. Gene Ontology annotation, molecular function: protein binding; zinc ion binding.